Molecule: messenger RNA, 6876 nt
Organism: Girardinichthys multiradiatus
Lineage: Eukaryota; Metazoa; Chordata; Actinopteri; Cyprinodontiformes; Goodeidae
Gene: ankrd12
Product: ankyrin repeat domain 12
Exons: 13
Coding region: 228-5924 (1898 amino acids)
Cellular component (GO): nucleoplasm
Molecular function (GO): protein binding
Source: RefSeq, a predicted model, not a curated record
CGGAGCGGACGACAGACGAACGGCGGCGAUGUUUUCAAAAGCAGCGAUAAACGUCACACAGCCGUAGGCUACCAGUAACGUACAAUAUUUAGAAAAUAACUGUUAGAAUCGCGCCAUAUUAAGUUAAACCAGGACGCGAAUGAGUUGGUAGGAGCGUGUGACCCGGUUUGAAGGUGCAUGAUGAACCGAUUGUGCUGUAGGCGUCUAAGCUAGUCAGGUGCCGCACCAUGGCCAAACCUGGGGGCGACCGAGAUGGAGCCAUGGUGGAUAAGCAGGCAGGGAAGAAGAGUAAAGACAAACUGUCGCCUUUCACCAAAACUCCGAAGUUGGACCGGGGUGAAUUGCUGGGAAAGGAAGGGAAAGCCAAGUCUUCCAUGAAGCGCAAGCUUUCCUUCACUACAAGUCCGCCCCGGACAGAGGAGCGGGACUCAGACACUGAUGACUCAGACCCAGGCCAGUCGAGUGAGACCUGGGGAGAGAGAUUAGUGCCCCCCUGCAGGAUAUACGCAGAUAAAGAUGGACCAGAGAAGAAGAAGGUGAAGAAGGAACCUGGGAGCAGAAGGUCCCAGUCCUCUAACCUUUUAUUUGGAUAUCCGCUGUCAGAGCGCAAACAGAUGGCUCUGCUCAUGCAGAUGACUGCCAACAGUCCAGACUCCACGCCCAGCCACCCCUCACAGACGACCCCCAGGCAGAAGAAAGUCCCCAGCAGCGCCUCGUCCCGACAGAAGGACAAAGUCAACAAGAGGAACGAGCGCGGGGAGACGCCCCUCCACAUGGCAGCGAUCCGUGGAGACGCCAAGCAAGUUAAAGAGCUCAUUAGCCUGGGAGCCGAUGUCAAUGUCAAAGACUUUGCAGGUUGGACUCCGCUUCAUGAAGCCUGUAAUCUGGGUUACUACGACGUGGCAAAGGUUUUAAUAGCAGCAGGUGCAGAGGUGAACACGCAGGGGCUGGAUGACGACACGCCGCUUCACGACGCUUCCAGCAGCGGCCACAAAGACAUUGUAAAACUCCUCCUUCGUCACGGCGGCAAUGCCUUCCAAGCCAAUAAGCGCGGCGAGCGGCCAGUGGAUGUGGCCGACUCCCAAGAGCUGGAGCAGCUUCUAAAAGGAGAGGCGUCGCUGUCGGACCAAGACGACAGUUCUUCAGAAUCUGAAGACCCCCCAUCCGUCAAUCCAUCCAGCGUGGACGACAACAUGGAGGAUUCUGACACCGAAAAGGAAACGGACGGCAAACCGACCACAAAGGCGUCAUCGUCCGUGCCGGGCAUGGACGAGUACGAGUUUAAAGACGAGGAAGAAGAGGAGGAUCUGAGCAAAGCUCUGAACGACAGACACAUCCCCAGGAGGGAGCUGCGGCAGCGAGAGAAGGAGGAUAAAGAAAGGAAUCAUGUUGCGGGAAAGCAAAGCAACAAGGGCAACUCUUCCUCAAAGUCCAAAAAACCGAAAAGCUCCCGCGUCCACUGCAGCUCCGACACCUCCAGCGACGAGAUGGAGAGCCUGUCAGAGAAAAGGAACUCCCCCACCUGCUCCCAAAGCGCAGAGAGCCACCAAAUGGACACAAGGUUGAAAAAGGACAAUUCUGAGCAAAAGGAAAAGGGUAAAAUGAAGAAGAAGAGCAAAAACCAGACCAAAAACAAGGAAAAUGAAGAGGACGGGAAGGAGAACAGCAAAACUUUGGUCCUCUCUCUUGCAACUGUGUCGGAAAGCAACGAGAAGGGGCGGGAGGAGGACUCCUUUAAGAUGUCUUUCAGUCCUAAAGACGACUCAUCCGUCCACCUCUUCCAUUUUUCCUCCAUUAAAUCUCCUAAACUGAACCACAGCCUGGCAGACAAGCACUGUCCGCUCAAACAGGAAAACACCAAGGUGUCUAUCACCGACGGCUCAUACAACCACUACUCCGAUGCAGAUUACUGCACGGAAAGCUCCAGCACGAAAGGGUGCAAGCACCGGGAAAAGAGCAAACAUCAACAGAAGGAUUCCAGCCUGGAGGGAGACGACGGCCGCUCGAGCCCCUGCAAGGACAGCGUCAUAGGAAACAGCAUGGACGGCGGCGAGGGGGUCUUACGGAAGACAGAUCUAGACGGAAAAGUAGUGAAGAAGCACAAACUCAAACACAAGGAGAAAGAUAAACACAGGAGAGAGUACAAAGCUGACCGGAGCCGCCACAGGCAGAAGGAGACCAGGAAAGACGGCCACAGGAAUCUGGAGUUCGACAGGGAGUUCUGGAAGGAAAAUUUUUUCAAAAGUGACGAGGCAGAUGAACCUUUGGCAGCAAAAAAGGACUGUGAGGACAUCAGCUCAGUCCAGAAGCCUGCUGAUUCCCCUCCCAAAGAUGAGAGAAACUCGAAGGAGAAGCACUCCGGCAGCAAGGAAAAAAAGCUGAGAGAGGAGCGGGAAAAAGACAAGGUCGUGAAGAAGGAGCGAAAAGAGUCUGCCGGGAAAGAAGAGAAGACAAAGGACUUGAAGCCUAGCGAGUGUGAUGAGAAGGUGGAUGGUCACGGAUCAGGUCAAAGUCCCGAGGAGUCGCUGCAGAACAGCAGCAUGAAAGAGGAGAUGGAGGAGAAACCCAUCACAACUGAUCAGGAACAGCUGGACCUGUCCGAAAAGGCUUCACGUGACAAACCUGACAAGAGGCUUCCAGGGAAAGAAAAGGAUUCGGAUAAAAUGGAGAAAAGACAUCUGGACAAGGAGAAAAAGAUUAAACUGGAGCAUUCAGACAAAGCUGAGCCGCAAAAUUCAGUGGACCGCUGGAAGGAAAAAGACAGAACAGGAACCCUCUCGCCUGGAGAUAAAAGCUACAGAGAGAACGAGAAGCUGAAAUCUUUAUCCGCAGCAAAGAAGCACGAAGAUGGCAGGAAAAAUAAAGAUAAGCUCGAGAAACGCUCCGAUAGGGAGUACAGCGCCGGGGAUCACAAAGAAAGAGAUCGAGCAAACAGUGAUAGGAGAGGGAAACCUCUGGAGAAGUCCAUGGAUCACGGCAAGUCUGACCGCUUGAAAGAAAAGGACUGUGACAGGAAAAAGAAAGAUAAGAUAAAAGAUAGCAGCGUUUCAUCCAGCUCUAAUCUGAAGUUACUUUUAGAAGAUAAGAGGAGCGGUCUGUCUGAGAGCAGCAAGGUCUUAUCUACAAAAUCAAAGGAGGAAGCCCUGAAGACACCAGAGAAGGAUCGAGACAGAAGAGAUCGGGAGCGAGACUAUGACAGACACAAGGACAAGGAUAAAGACCGGCAUAAAGACCGCUCCCAGCAGGUCCGGAUCAACAAAGCCAAACCCGGCGAGGGAGACGCAGACAAGAGCAAACCAAAAAACCCCACAGCCACACGGGACGCCAAGCCGAAGGAGAAACGUCUGGUGAAUGAUGACCUGAUGCAGACCAGCUUUGAGCGAAUGCUCAGCAUGAAGGACCAGGAGAUCGAGCUGUGGCAUCGGAAACAUUUGGAAAAAAUCAAGCAGAAAGAACGGGAGAGACUCAAACAGCGGCCUCUGUACGAUCCGGGGAAGUCCAAACCAAAAGACAGAACAAAACCAGAACUCUGUUUAAACAAGGAGCUGACACGAUCAAAAAGCUCAGAAGCAUCCGACGUCCACGGCAGAGAGAAAUCCCUGAAAGAUGGGGCCAACAACAGGACGCUGUCUCUGGAUGGGAAGAGUGUGCCCACCAUUGGCACAAAGGUCAUAUCGGUUGUAGACAACUGCCUGAGCAGAUCGCCUCGACCCGAGAGCGACCGCGGUGGCCUCAUGUCCCGCUCCGUGUCCCUAGUCUCUGUAGCAAGCUCCGAGGAGUCCUAUCAGGCCGCAACAUUAACUCCCAGACACACAGAAUACGACUCGGACAUGAACCUGGAGACCUCAGACUCCCAGCAGGCAUUUCUCCAGUCUUCCCUCGUCAUCCAAGCUUCCAGGUCACCAUCUGUCCACGACAGAGACUGUAACAGUCCUCCAGACGUCCCACAGAGUAACCAGACGCCGCUGUCUGGGAAGCAUGAACCUCAGUACCUCCAGAGCGUUCUGGAGGAGCAUCCGAGGUCAUCAGCUGAGGGUGACGGUGCAGAGCAUCCGUUCACGUGUGGCCUUACCAACACCUCUGGAGAGGAACCGAAAACAAAGGAGACCUCAGAACCUGAUGAGAGCCUCAGCAGUCAACAAAACCUAAACCCAUCAGCUGAUCCCGCCAUGGAAAAAGAGGAAAGCACAGCAGGAUGGUCAGCAACGCAACUCCCAGGUAAAGAUCUUCCAAAUAAAAAUCAGAUGCUUCCAGAACUUGACGCCUCUCAGGCAGAGCAGAAAACUGCUCCUUUCCCAGAACCCGCUGUGGAGAAAGACGUCUCCUGUCCGACGGAAACCUCGCAGGGAGAGUGUGGGAGCAAAGAAUCCGAUCAACCGUUAACAUCCGGCGAGUCGUUGCCACUCACAGACGCAACAACCUUCCAGCAGAGAGAGAUGCUCCCAUCUUCCAGUACAGAGAACCAGUCGGAUGUCCUACAGGUGCCUGGCCAUCAUGACAAACUUGUGGAGAAUCCUGUACAUGAGAAUAUGGACGCCGGUUCAGACAACCCAACACCGGAGGGGGCGGGGAGUCCACUGCCAACCACCAGUUUGCACAUUCCCAGUUCAACAGAAGAGUUCCCAGCAGUUCAAGAAGACACAGCCACAGAUAAUCCUGACAAAUCACAGCCUUCCACCGACGACGUUGGACCAUGUCCUGAUGUUCAGAUGGAGGACGCUACGUCCUCUGUAACCCCCGAACCCAAGGCCGAGGAGACGGGUGACGCUCUGCCGAGCUCAGAGAACAGUGGUGGCGUUGCUGCUACAACAGAAAGUUCUUCCCUUGAAGAAAGCAAAGAUGGUUCAUAUGAACCUAAAGCAGAGAUCCCCUUGGAGCCCAUGGAGGUCACACCAGCAGAUGAUAAAACUGAGUCAUCAGCCGCAGAAGAACAGAGUCCGAGCUUCGUCCAGUCGGCCCCACAGACAGACAGCAGCAACGCCUCAGGGAACUCCUCUCCGCAGUCCGGAGACCGAGACUCCGAUUCCUCUGGAGCAAAGCUUAAAGUUCGCCCCGCAGACGAGGAUAUGGACGUCCACGUCCCUCAUCCACGCAAGAGGAAGAUGCCCAAGCUGUCUAACUCGCAGUUAUGCUCCACCACCCAGCUGGAGAAGGAGAAGUGUCAGCAGUCUCUCGCAGCCAUCGUGGACUCUGUGAAGCUGGAGGAGAUCGAGCCCUACCAGACGGAGAGGGCCAACCCGUACUACGAGUUCCUGCACAUCCGCAAGAAGAUCGAGGAGAAGCGUAAAGUUCUGUGCAACGUCACCCCCCAACCACCGCAGUAUUAUGAUGAAUACGUCACCUUUAAUGGAUCCUACCUCCUGGAUGGGAACCCACUGAGCAAACUCUGCAUACCAACAAUAACUCCGCCUCCAUCGUUACCUGAGCCUCUGAAGGAAAUGUUCAAGCAACAAGAGGUUGUCCGCAUGAAACUACGGCUGCAGCACAGUAUUGAAAGGGAAAAGUUGAUCGUUUCAAACGAGCAGGAGGUCCUACGAGUCCAUUACCGGGCUGCAAGAACACUAGCCAAUCAGACGUUGCCUUUCAGCGCCUGUACCGUUCUUUUGGACGCAGAGGUGUACAACAUGCCUCAGGACAUCCAGAACGAUGACGGCAAAACAUCGGUGAGGGACCGGUUCAACGCACGGCAGUUCAUGUCCUGGUUACAGGAUGUUGACGACAAGUUUGACAAACUGAAGACGUGUCUCCUGAUGAGGCAGCAGCACGAGGCAGCGGCCCUGAACGCCGUGCAACGUCUGGAGUGGCAGCUGAAGCUGCAGGAGCUGGACCCGGCCACCUACAAGUCCACCAGCAUCUUCGAGAUCCCCGAGUUCUACAUCCCGCUAGUGGAGGUCAACGAUGACUUCGACCUCACCCCGAUAUGAGCUGCGUAGACUGGCCGGCAUCUUCGUGGGAAUAGAAAAGGAAAUGUGAAGCACUUAAAAUGUGGCGAUUACACAGAGGAGCACUUAGAACAGAGGAGAUUUUUACCCCGGAGCUCCUAAUAGGAAGACAAACGAGGACAAAAAGCAGGAAACCGAGAUCCAGGCUAUAAAAGAAGAAACUGGGCCGGGUGGAGCGGACCAGAGGCACCCCUGAAAGAUUUCAAAGGUUUUCAAAGUGUUCAUACGUUGUGUACAGACUGUGCUCUUAAUUUUUUAACUUAUUUUAUACAUAAAAAUGUGCAUUUGUACAUAGUCAUGUAAUUAUUGUUUUAAACCUGUAAAAACAAAAAGUAAUAGAUAUUUUGAUUGUAAACUCGUUCUGUCUGAUGUUUUAAUGGACCAAAGUCAUUUUUUUUUUUAUAUAUCGAGUCUCCUCUUCGUCUGUGAUGUUCGUUGUUGUUGUUGGCUUCUGUUGUUUUUCUCUUUUCUUUUUAACUGUUUCUUCCUUCCUUCCUUCCACAUCUGGAGCUUUACGCCACAGCUGGUGUUUUUUGACUUUGGCAGUUAAAUGCUGUGCAUGCGUUGCGUUGUUCUUUAUCUUUAAAAGCUGUACCGUGGACUUAAAUUUGUGAGGUUUACUGAAGUGUUCCAGCUCCUUGGAUCUUUUCUUUCUGCCCCAACUUUUUGCGUCUCUUUUAGCGGCCUCACUCCUCAUGUGUUGUCCAUAGUGUGUCUCGCGCACAUUAAAGUCUGUUGUGGCUUCCAAGAAAUGGAAAAAAAAGAAAAAACUUUUACAGUUUCGACGUGAGAUCACAACAAAUCCUAUUUUUUCAACAUAAUGCCUUUUGAACGAUAGUUCUAAAAAAAUGUCUAUUUUAAUAUUUACUUGUUACAUGACUUGUACAUAUUUGUAAUAUAUAUAAUUGAAUAAAUUUUAUUUGUUGUGAAAUUA